CCCUCUCGCUCCGUCUCUGGUUUUCUGGUCAGUCGUCUGAUGCUGGAGUCGGAGUCACGUCUCUGUGGAUAAUCUCAUCGAGCUGUCUUCUGAAUACAUCGAUAUGAAGGCGCUAACGGGGCUGCUGCUGUUGGUCUUUGGUCACGGUGUGUCCUCAGUGCUUCACUCUCUGCAUUAUUUCUACACGGGGUCGUCUGGACUCACAACCUUCCCAGAGUUUGUUUCUGUUGCGAUGGUGGAUGGAGUUCAGAUUGACUACUAUGACAGCAACACCGAGAGAGAGGUCCUCAAACAGGACUGGAUGGAGCUGGUCACCAGAGAUGACCCGGACUACAUGGAGAGGAACACUGGAAGCUAUCAGGGUGCCCAGCAGGCCUUCAAAGCCAACAUUGGGAUUGCCAAGCAGCGCUUUAACCAGACAGGAGAUGCCCCACCCAGACGCAGCACAGUGGACGUGGUCUCCCUUCAGCGUCAGCUUUUGGAGGAAGUUAGAAUGCUGAGGCGUACUCAGGAGCAACUCGUGCAGGUGGAGAGGGAAAAGCUGCUCGUCGAGAGGGAGAAGCUUCGCCUUGCCCAAGCCAAGUCUGAUUAAAAAAAAAAAUGAAUGUUGAACCUAGAAUAAAACAGCAAUCACUCAGAGGUU
Molecule: messenger RNA, 643 nt
Organism: Gadus macrocephalus (Pacific cod)
Lineage: Eukaryota; Metazoa; Chordata; Actinopteri; Gadiformes; Gadidae
Product: major histocompatibility complex class I-related gene protein-like
Exons: 3
Coding region: 104-592 (162 amino acids)
Biological process (GO): immune response
Cellular component (GO): external side of plasma membrane
Source: RefSeq, a predicted model, not a curated record